Messenger RNA from Pectinophora gossypiella (pink bollworm), 2797 nucleotides. RefSeq names its product dynein axonemal assembly factor 5 (gene Dnaaf5). Gene Ontology annotation, molecular function: dynein intermediate chain binding. The record is from RefSeq and is a predicted model, not a curated record. Gene Ontology annotation, cellular component: cytoplasm. The coding region runs from base 123 to 2705 and encodes 860 amino acids. Lineage: Eukaryota; Metazoa; Arthropoda; Insecta; Lepidoptera; Gelechiidae. The transcript is spliced from 12 exons. Gene Ontology annotation, biological process: cilium movement; outer dynein arm assembly; inner dynein arm assembly.
GUUGCCAUGGGGACAAACUUUGUUUAUCAAUAUCGUUCGUCGCUUGAUUUUCUGUUUUGUCGAUAAAAUAAGCUUGAUAAACUUUUUUCACUAAGUUAAUAUUUGUGAAUAUUGUGAGCAAAAUGUGUGAAGUAAAGCCGAAUCUGAAGGAUAACCCUCGUGGUGCGUUGGAGCAGUAUAUUACUGCAUUGCAAGGAGAAUCUAAAAUGGCCCGGAAACAGGCUCUGAUAAAGAUGAACGAGGAGAUAUUUGAGAACGAGGCGAACCAGGACUGUGACUUGACGACCGUAUUUCCUGAAGUGUAUGCCUAUGUUCUGAAAAGUUUCUCGGAUCCAGCGGAAGCGUGCCGCGACAGCGCGGCAACAAUUAUAGCAAACUUCAUUGACCGGUUACCUCUAAACGACUAUUACCUCACCUAUAUUCUACCUGUAAUAGUUCGCCGUAUUGGUAACCCAGAGAUUGUCGAAGAAUCUGAAGAGAUACGCCUCAUUCUAGUAGAAUUACUGCAUAAAAUAUUAGAAAAGUACAAAGUAUCAUCACUUCUCAGUCCUUUUAUCAAUGAUUUCACCAGUAUAUUGACUAAGACUAGUACAGACCCAUACCCUAAGGUGAAGCUUGAAGCGUGUGAGUGUAUAAUCCUGCUGACCAAAAUCUUGCAAAGAGAUUUCCAUUUCCAAUCAGACAGCUAUGUGAAGCCGGUUUUGUCUAAUUAUUCUCAUCAGCAUUACAGAGUAAGAGUAGCUGCUGUUAAAGCUAUUGGUGCUAUAGUCCUUGCGGGCAACGCGAAGUGCUUCGAGCUAUCGAUCACGCCUAUGGCAGAGAAGCUCUUCGACGAAAAUUCGCAGGUCCGCAUGCAGGUAACGCAGGAGAUCGGCAACUGGAUGCUCAACUAUAGAGAUCGGUAUUCCUUCUGGCAUCGGAUGAUACCUCUCUUGUUAACCAGCUUGAGCGACGUAAUGGAGGACAUCAGAUCCACAGCAGCGCAAUUUUGGGAAGAAAUUGGCCGCCAAUACAUGGAGGAAAACGAAGAGGAUCUGAAGAAGAAGACGGACUUUCUCAAAGAUGUACCGACCCACUACCCUGAUGUAAAGCGCCCCAAUCUAGGAUGCAGGGUAUUGGUGCAAUACAAUAUAGGGAAGAUUGUACCGGCAAUAUGGCGUGAAAUGGAGGGCUGGCAAGAGGACACGCGCCUCCGCUGCGCUCAGCUGCUGUGCUGGCUGAUCCUCUGCUCGGAAGAGGGUUGCACUCAACACACCAACACCAUCAUACGCACCUUGCAUCGCGGCGCGGGUGAUGACGAUCCUAGAGUUAUUGCUGAGGUCAAACGAGCAUCUGAGCUGUUCGGCUACUUCAUAACACCUGAAACCUGGUGGCCAUUGUUAGAGGCCGAGAUGGACUCGUGGAGCGCCCUCUUUGUCUUGGCCAAUAUUUUGAAGGGGUCGAAAGCGGAGCUCGUCAAAGAGAAGGCCAUGCUUGAGAUAUGCAAGGAGUUAAGUGACCCCGACAGGUGCAGAGUACGGAAGCCUAAGUACCAGACAAAUAUGCUCCGCGUGACAGAGGCCCUGAUGGACCUGUGCGGCGAGGAGUGCACGCCAGUGUUUGAAGAGCUCUUCAUCAUCAAUUUCACUGUCUACGCAAUGCCGGUCAAUGAUGAAAUACAGUUUCUCGCAUUGGCAAACCUGGACAAGUUGCGUUUCCACGAAAAGUGCGGGCGUUCUCUGACGAGCCUUUACGAGAAGCACAUCCGGCGCGUGCUGGCAGACAUCACUAGCGACGCUCUCACCUGGACUGUGCUCACCCCCGACUGCUGUCUUCUCGAGUGCGUCUUGUUGCACGGAAGCUACGCAAUGGGUGCCCAACUUCACCUGAUAGCACCUCUUCUGAAAGAGUGCCUGGCUACUCCCAAAGUGGACCCUGAGGUUAAGCUGAAGAUCUUCACGACUCUAUCCAAAGCUCUGCUCAAUCGACAGAGUAACUUCAAAACCUGUGAGACCGAAAAACUUGAAGCGUUCCUGAAGAUUGUCAUCGAAGAAGUGAUAAUGACCAACUUGGUGUGGACUCCGGGGCGCACAGCCGAGGCUAUCCGGACAGCCGCCGUCGCCUGUCUCUGCUCCGCCAUGCAGGGGGAUGUGGAAGAAGACAAGAUUAACGUCGAGAAGGGCGGUGAUGGGGAUAAGAAUGAAAAGGAAGUAAAUCUGUUCCCUUCCAAGGAAUCUUUAGAACCGUUCCUGGAACAAAUGGUUCCACUGCUGGUGGGUCUUUUGGACGACAACUCGACGUUGACUCGUCAACACGCUUUGCGAUGCGUGUGCUGUCUCGCCAUCCUGGCUAGACGACGUGGCUGCUUUACUGCGGAGAUCUUGCAUAAAAUAUACUUCCCGGUCCUAAAGCGCUUGGAUGACAGCAGCGAUAAAGUGCGCUCGUUCGCAGUGAAGACCAUCUGUGCUCUGUUCAAAAACCGCCCCGAGCCGUACGACCUGACGGUGUUCAACGCUCAUGUGGACGCUAUGUAUAGCGCCAUGCUCAUACACUUAGAUGACGCCGACGAGGGCUUCCGCAAGGAGAUGCUUGAUGCCGUUUUAUCUGUCAGUGACGUAGAUCCCAAGUUGCUUAUGAGGAAGGUGAAAGCGAAUAUUCAUAUUUACAGGAACAAAUCCGCCUACGAACGCUUGUCUAGUCAUUUAGAGAAACUUAUUAUAGCUUAAUUUAAACCAAAGAUGUGCCUUUCUACAUUAUUAUAAUUAGUUCAUUUGAAGUUUUAGUUUGGUGUCGAAGGGGAUUCAGAUUUAUUGUCCUA